Messenger RNA from Fusarium pseudograminearum CS3096, 849 nucleotides. RefSeq lists its product as uncharacterized. Gene Ontology annotation, molecular function: oxidoreductase activity, acting on the CH-OH group of donors, NAD or NADP as acceptor. NCBI's taxonomy places the organism in Eukaryota, Fungi, Ascomycota, Sordariomycetes, Hypocreales, Nectriaceae. Bases 1 to 849 code for a protein of 282 amino acids. The record is from RefSeq and is a predicted model, not a curated record. The transcript has a single exon.
AUGUCAUCUCUUCGAGAAUUAGACCUCACGGGAAAAGUCGCUGUCAUCAGUGGAGGUUCCCGUGGUAUCGGCCGUGCCAUUGCUUUUAAUCUCGCAUCUCGAGGAUGUUCUAUUCUUGGAACAUGUACCAGUGAUGCAAGUGUUAAAUCCCUGUCGACUGGUCUCAACGACGAGAUCACAGAGCGUGUUUACAAGGCAUCGUCACGAAACCGACCAGACAGUCAAAAGAUAAGCGGAGUCAUUGCCGAUAUCUUCUCGGAUCAUUGCGCAAAGACAAUUGCGGAUGCACUCAAGGACAACUUCAAUGGCCGGGUUGACAUUUUCGUCAAUUCCGCUUGUGAUCCAAUGCCUGGUAUUAUAGGCGACAUGGGCGCUGAUGAGAUACAACGAAGCCUGAUGGGCAACAUCCAAACCCCAGUCUUGAUAGUUGAAGAGCUUGUCCGAAGAAAGUAUUUCCAGCCCAACAGCCGCAUCAUCUACAUAUCCUCUGUUCGCUCGCGUCUCCCAUGGGCUGAUCAACUCAUGUACGCAACCGGUAAAUCUGCCGGCGAAUCACUAUGCCGAACAUGGUCCCAAGCCUUUGGUGGAAAAGACGAGCGAUAUUCAUUCAUGGCCGGCACGACGGCUAAUGCUGUUACAGCUGGCUUGACGCAGACGGAUGCUGUUAUGAAUUGUGGACCAGAGGUCGUUCAGAGAUUUCAAGACGAGUUCUUUCCGUUGCAGAGCAUGCCACAAUUUGGACAGCCUGAGGAUGUGGCAGAUGUUGUAGGGAUGCUUUGUGGACAUGAUGGAAGAUGGAUCACGGGGUCUGUUAUUAGUGCCAGUGGAGGCUGUAUCAAGAUCGGAUAA